CAGCAGGCCCACCACAGGGAGAUGCCUCAGCCAGGGCUCUGCGGGCCAGGCUUGGAUCAUAACCCUGACAGGGUGGGGGCGACACUGGGAAGAAGGGUCCAACCUGAGAGCGUGUGACCACCACCAGAGCAAGUGUCCAACCCACAGCAUCCCUGCAGCACAGCCAGGGCCUGAGGGGAAGGCCUGGGACUUACAAGGAACAGACUGUGAACUGCCCUGACAUUCCAGAGACACUGUGAUGUUCCCUGCCACAGAGCGGGUUGAUGUGUUUCCUUUAACCUUUCCCGUUUUUUCUUAUUCUUUUUAAAAUUAAUUGUUGAUUAAAUAACUUGCAUUUGCUUUAACCUGUAUGUAAUGGUCAGUGGGUCAGAGAAGUGCCCAGUGCAGAGAGAGUACCCCAGAGUGGGGACACCCUAGCCCCUGUCCUAGGUGACCACAGCAGGGUUGGGGGUCGAGCCCCUCAGGAAUCCUGGGCCCAGCCUUGCUGGGGUUAUGAGGACUCUGCCAGACAGGAGAGUGGAAGGGGAGUCCUCAAGGGCAGGGAGGCCACUGGGUAAAGGAAGUGGGAGCGAGGACUCAGAUCCUUUUGCUAGCCCACUUCACCGGGGUAGUGUAGAACCCAGGAAAGUUCCCAACAAUAGCAGGACUAUUCCCCCGCUUACAAAUAGAACAAAUAUGCAACUAAAGUUACAAAAUGAACUCACCCCAGCUCUUACCCCACUGUGCUUUUCACUUGUCAUAUGUGAUUUAAUUCUUGUAUAGCUUACCCACAAUGACCCAUACCCUUUCCCUGUAACCUUGCUUUAUGCCUCUGUUUGUGGUUUUAUUUAUUUUUUGUACGUUAGUUUGAACUGUAAAAUGACCGUUCUUUGUCAAAGGUUAAUCUUGUUUUUGCUGAAACCAAGGACAACCCUGCCUGUGGGGGAGUUCUUUUAAGCGUUGACAUCAGAAUGUAAAAGAAUGUUGUGAUAAGGGCAGGGCUGGCUCUAGGUUUUUUGCCGCCCCACGCGGAGUGCCGCCAAAACAAACAAACAAAAAAGGCCCGGAGUGCUGCCCCUUGAAAAGAGCCGCCCCAAGUACUUGCUUGGUUUGCUGGUGCCUGGAGCCGGUCCUGGAUAAGGGAGAUUCACAUUGAAAAACGCAGCACUACAAAAGGCAUAUUCCAGAGCGAGCGCUCCACUAAAUCGGACAAAAUGGUUGAUCAUCUCCUGGGAACCUGGAAUUCAACCUCAUGUGAAAACUUUGAUGCAUACAUGAAAGAAUUAGGAGUGGGCUUAGCCACCAGGAAACUGGGCAAGCUGGCCAAACCCAGCAUGACCAUCAGUGCUCACGGUGAUAUGGUAACCAUCAAAACCAAGAGUGCCUUUAAAAAUAAUGAGAUCUCUUUCAAGCUUGGUGAGGAGUUUGAUGAAACCACACCAGAUGACCGGAAAACCAAGAGCAUUGUAACCUUAGACAAUGGGUCAUUAAAUCAGGUCCAGAACUGGGAUGGCAAAGAGACCACAAUAAAGAGACAAGUGGUAGAUGGGAAAAUGGUGGUGGAAUGCACCAUGAAUGACAUCACCUGCACUAGGAUCUAUGAGAAAGCCUGAAGAAACUCUGUCAGUACCCUGCUUGACUAAAAAUUGGAGUACUAUAAACUUAACUGUUGUAGGUACUUAAUAAAAAGCUUACAAAUGA
Caretta caretta (loggerhead turtle) is the source of this 1680-nucleotide messenger RNA. Its product is annotated as myelin P2 protein-like. Lineage: Eukaryota; Metazoa; Chordata; Testudines; Cheloniidae. The record is from RefSeq and is a predicted model, not a curated record. Gene Ontology annotation, molecular function: lipid binding.